Molecule: messenger RNA, 372 nt
Organism: Phytomonas sp. EM1
Lineage: Eukaryota; Euglenozoa; Kinetoplastea; Trypanosomatida; Trypanosomatidae
Source: the annotation of a GenBank genome assembly
GAAAGUAGCAUUGUCUUUCUUUUUCUACAAAUAGCUAUGCAUCUUCAGGUUUACAUUGAAAAUGGCAAGCGGGUUUAUACCCUCAAGAAGAUUGAUCCAUAUGGAAAGCCUACACUUAGUGCUCAUCCAGCUCGCUUCAGCCCCGACGAUCCAUACAGUCGGCAUCGUAUCAUAAUCAAGCGUAGAUUCAAGGCCCUUGCGUCUGAGAAAAAGCCAAAGCCCCUUUAAAAGUAAAUAUUAAUAUGAAUUAUAUACGGAGGAGGAGGUAGUAAGGAAGGAAAUACUAUUUUAAAAUAAAAAUGUCUGCCGUGCAGCAAGAAACUAAUGAUGUUUUGCAUCAAAUCCUUUUCUUUAUAUAAUCAUAUACGUGUG